AUGUCAGCCAUCAACUCACAUGAUAAUGGUGAAGAAUCUUACUCAAUGUAUCCUAAGACAUCUUCUCCACCGCUGCCAUCACAAGGCAGUAUGCAUUUCCCAGCUUAUCAGCCUCCAGUUCCGUUAUAUGCUUACCCCCAGGUUCCGUACAUGUAUGCAGGUCAAACUCCUGCAUACCCAUUCAAUAUGAUGAAUCAGAACCAGAUGAUGUAUCAAGGAGGAGCUGGUGGCAGCAUGCCGCAGCAGAACGGUAGCGUUGGUGCAAAGAAAAAAUGGAGCAACGAUGGAAACUCUGGGGGUUCCAAUACUAAUAUGACCUCCUCGAAGGUUCCUCAUUACCAUCAUCACCAGUCUAGCCCAAGCUAUCAUCCUGCCUCUGUAUCAUCCCACUCAAAUGUCAAUUCCCCGAUUAAUUCGACCGCCACUUUGACGUCUCGUGCUGAUCAAUACAAAUUUUUUGUUCCAAAGACUGGUCCAUCUGAGAUUUCAAUGCAGCUACCACUGUUUUUCAAUACAAAAGAAGAGGAUUACUCCAAGGCUAGAUCGAAGAGGCAUGCGUUGAGGUUACGUAUUUUGCAGAAUAGCAGCGAGAAAGAAGAAAACUACAAAUUCGCCAGCAAGCAAAAGGAGGAUCCUAAAAAUAUUGCAGAGGUGACAACUGCUAAAGACAACAUUGGAUCAGAAAUAUCGUCUCAUUCGAAAACUGGCACGUCUGCUUCUUUGAGCACUGCGACAUCUCAAGCAACUCUACCUGAGAUACCACCUGUUGCAAGUCCUCCCCCAGCAGCAUCUACCCCUAACUCCGUCAAAGUCACUUCUAAAUCAUGGUCAGCAGUGGCAUCCAAUGCGGUUUCAAGAACAAAGCAAGUAGCAGUCGUUAGUAGCCUUACAGAAUCAACUUGUUCCUCGCCAACUCAAUCCCAAUUGUUGUCACAGCAACAGUCGCGUGUGCCUCAAAGAAAAGAAGGUGAUUAUAUUCCACCAUCAACUAAAGGAGCAGAACCGUUAGGAUCCAUUGCAUUGAGGAUGUGUUAUGAUCCUGAUUUUAUUGAUUAUACAUUGAAGAGUCCAGCAUUCGAGAAAAAUAUCUCUAUUAAAUCCGUCGUACCACGAGGCAUUGUUAACAGAGCAAAUGUAUGCUUUAUGAGCUCUGUCCUCCAAGUUCUUUUGUAUUGCAGACCUUUUGUUGAUAUAUUAAACGUUGUAGGUACUAGAAAUCCCAACACAAGAGUAGGUAUUGCACAGUGCAAAUUAUUAGAUGCCUGCAUCAACAUUUAUAAGAAAUUUGGCAAAGAUUCUUUUGAAAAUGAAAAAAAGAUUUCCCAAAAAGCUAAAUCAUUGCAGCAACACCAACAAGCGCAAGAUCAACAACAAGAUCAGUCUCAUCAAACAUCUGUAAUAGCAACAGCUGCGGAUGCCAUUAAUCCUGAUGAGUUCUAUGGAUCUCUUUCAACCAUACCUAAAUUUAAAGAUCUCAAGUGGGGCCAUCAAGAAGAUGCGGAAGAAUUUUUGACUCAUUUGUUAGAUCAACUGCAUGAGGAAUUUAUUUCUUCCAUCGAUUCACUAACGGAUAAUGAAAUUCAAAAUCUUUUAAAAAGCAUCAAUGAUGACCAGCUUAGAAUUUUCUUUAUUAGAAAUUUACCAAGCUAUAAAAAAGCAGAGUUCAACAAGAAUACAUCAACUCAAUUGAAAGAGCUGCUUGCAAAAUAUGACACCAUUACAGAAAGUGAUAAAGAAAAUGGCUGGCACGAAGUUAGUGGAAGCAGUCGAAGAGGCAAAAAGACGAAAUCUGCUGCCAAAAGAACAGUUGAAAUGGAAGCAUCUCCAAUGUCCUGUCUUUUCGGAGGGCAAUUUCGCUCUGUUUUAGAUAUCCCAAAUAACAAAGAGUCUCAGUCAAUCACGCUAGACCCCUUCCAGACAAUUCAGCUAGAUAUCUCUGAUAAAUCUAUCAACGACCUAGAGACGGCUUUCAAAAAAUUCAGCGAAUUUGAGUUUCUUCCAUUUAAAUCUUCCUCAGGUGAUGACGUUGAAGCUAAAAAGCAAACUUUCAUUGACAAACUUCCUCAAGUAUUACUUAUCCAAUUAAAGAGGUUCCAAUUCAUCAACAAUACGGAUAAAAACAACAGCAUGGUCAACUACAAUGCAUACAAUGGUCGUAUUGAAAAAAUUUGUAAAAAAAUCAAUUAUGAUCAUGAACUUAUAAUACCGACAGAAUCGAUCUCAUCGUUUACUUCACAAGGAGAGCAAGAUAGAAGGUACACGUUAACAGGUGUCAUAUACCAUCACGGUUUGAGUUCAGAUGGUGGUCAUUACACUGCAGAUGUGUACAAUAAGGAGGUUGACAAAUGGUAUAGGAUAGACGAUGUUAACAUUAUAGAAUUAAAUAAGACAGAUGUCUUAAAAGGUGGUGAAGAGGGUGCCGAUUCUAGAACGGCAUAUAUUUUAAUGUAUCAGAAAAGCUAA
Messenger RNA from Zygotorulaspora mrakii, 2463 nucleotides. RefSeq names its product mRNA-binding ubiquitin-specific protease UBP3 (gene UBP3). The transcript has a single exon. Gene Ontology annotation, biological process: protein deubiquitination. The coding region runs from base 1 to 2463 and encodes 820 amino acids. Lineage: Eukaryota; Fungi; Ascomycota; Saccharomycetes; Saccharomycetales; Saccharomycetaceae. The record is from RefSeq and is a predicted model, not a curated record. Gene Ontology annotation, molecular function: cysteine-type endopeptidase activity; cysteine-type deubiquitinase activity. Gene Ontology annotation, cellular component: cytosol; nucleus.